AUGACAAAGAGGAGAAGCCUCUUUAUGGUUGGUUCUAGCUCAACAAUAGAUCAUCUACCCCCAGAGAUAUGGCUUUUUAUCUCGAAGUUACUCAAGGCGUCAGACUUGUACAACCUAUGUUUAGUUAAUAGGAGGUUGUAUUUAACAAUCACGGCUGAUGGAAUUUGGAAAAAGAGGUGCUAUGACCGAUGGAUUAAUCAAGAACACUUAGAUAUUUUAACCGGUAAUGACUACGAUCCUAUACCGAUUUCCCGAUGGCAUUCUUACUACUUACGAAGGGCAAAAUGGGAAAAUAGAAUCCUUUCUUUAUUAUGCGAAUUAACCGAGGAAACAGACCCUCAACAUUUUAGGGAGAAAUAUUUACACAUCCUUCAAUUUCGACAUUACAAAUUGGCCACGUUCCUCCAUAGGAUCAUCAAACAAGGCUACAUCCCUAAUAAAAGACCACUUGAUUUACUCACCUAUGCCAACUAUUUGCUGAAAAACCUAAGACAUAAAUAUGUUUUCCGUUUAUUUUAUCCAACGAAUGCCACGGAACUGAAAAACCUAAAUACAAUGGCCUCAAGAGAUGCGGAAAUGAUAUAUCUAAGACUAUCCGCCAUCGAUACGUCUUUUGAUGAUUUACUGGAUUCCAGAGAGUUUGUAUUGAAUGGCAUAUGUUCUGAUUUGCUACACAAGUAUAAAAAAAUAGAAGAUUUCUUGAAAUUACGCCCAGUGACCAGAGUCUCUAUAUUAAUCUCAAUUAGUACAGAAUACCUCGAUUGCUUUCCACAACUUAAUGAUAUAGAGGAUCAAAUGAGCGAUGAAGGUACAAAAAGAGAGCUGCAUAGGGAGGACUUCAUGCUACUAAGAGUAUAUUCUCGAGAAAGUCGAGGCUAUAAAACCAUUAUCCUGGCAAUUAUACAAGCCAUCGCCAAAAGGUAUAACGUUGAAUCAUACCUUGCCCGAGAUCAUUUGGUAGUGUCUGAACCUGAUUUCCCAAGUGGACAGGCUUUUGUAACUGUCAAUGAAGAUUUUCAGCCAUACAUUUUCAACAAAGAAGAUCUUCUAAGUGUUUGGUCAAGUAAUUUUCCCAACACGGAAAAUUUUGAGAAUGCAGCCUUACCGGCGUUAUUAGAACCAAUGUCAAUGCAACAUCUACUGACGGAAUUCUUUCGUACAUUACUACGAUGUAAACCAAGACCAUUUGAGGAAUAUCCCAAUAGAGCCUAUGGAUUACAUGAUAUGUUUCCCUAUGGAGUUGUGGAAGUUCCAAGGGACGUAAUCAUGUAUUUUGCAUUCAUAUACGAUCUUUUUGAUGGUAUGUUUGAAUCUGGAAUGACAAAUCUGCGCGGCCAGAUGUUGAGAGAUUUAUUGAAUUACGUUAACGCAAAUAAUUUUGGUGAUUUGAGUAUUAUCAUUGGCCAAAAUGCCCUCCAAGAACCAGAUGAUUGCUGGUCCAACAAGAGAAAUUAUGUCCUUUUGGAUGACGAUGGGAAGAUCGGGUACUUCUAUCAGGAUAUUGAAACCGAAGAUGCCCUAUGUGUUUUAAAUCAAUAUGAGGUGGACGGCAAGGUAUUUAUAACAACAAUGGAUAUUUUGGGUGACAUAAGAGUACGUCUGGCUGAGGGACUGAUGCCUUUUCAGGGUGAUUAUGAUGUGUUGUGGGAGAGUUUCUCUCCAGUGGUUCCGCGAACUGACUGGGGGCUCUUUUUCAGAGGUUAUGACAAAGAGAAGCAGAGGAUGCAAUUAAGCGCUUACACACAACAAAAGCUUUUCAAUCUUGUAGAUAGCGAACAGCCCUUACAUAACUUAUAA
Molecule: messenger RNA, 1797 nt
Organism: Saccharomyces kudriavzevii IFO 1802
Lineage: Eukaryota; Fungi; Ascomycota; Saccharomycetes; Saccharomycetales; Saccharomycetaceae
Gene: MDM30
Product: SCF ubiquitin ligase complex subunit MDM30
Exons: 1
Coding region: 1-1797 (598 amino acids)
Molecular function (GO): protein binding
Source: RefSeq, a predicted model, not a curated record